GUCAAAGCUAAUUUGAUGUUUUGUAAGGCCAGUACUGUCUCCUUGCAGAUCCCUUUGGAUAGCCCUAAGAAGCCCCCGCUGCCGCUCUGUGACAUCAGCUGUGGUGGCUGGGAGAUGAGUGACCAGUCAGGGAGGUACCCAUACCUCUGGGGCGUGUCACAGCAAGGGCAGGUGUGGUUCAGGGAGGGAAUCCAACCCCGAGUGCCGGAGGGGACCAGCUGGGAGGAAGUGGAGGUGCCCAGAGAAGUGGCUCAGUUGUCAGCCGGCCCUGGGGAUCUUCUCUGGGCUUUACUGUGGGAUGGAAACCUGCUGGUUCGUACAGGCCUCAGUCUGGACAGCCCGACAGGUAUCUCCUGGUUGGAAGUGGAGUCGCCCUCAAAGGAGGUGGAGGCUCUUCACGUGGCCGUCGGAGUCAGCGUUGUGUGGGUGGUCACAAAGGACUUUAAGGUGUGGUUCAGGCGUGGCGUAAACUCCCACAACCCCUGUGGAUCUGGCUGGAUUAGCAUCGGAGGGGAGAUGAUGAUGGUGGACGUGGGGCUCAAUGGCCAGGUUUGGGCCGUUGGUGAGGAUCGUGGGUUGUAUUUUAGGAUGGGUGUGACCCAGGCUGAGCCGAGUGGAAAUGGCUGGAUCCCCGUUUCUGCCCAGUGGGGCAUCAAUAAAGAGCUUAUUCCACCCAGGGAUGAGUGUGAGUUUAGUGGCCACCUGACUGAGACCUCACAAGGCUCUGCACCAAGUGGCACUGAUUCAGACUCAGAGUUGGGUCCGACUAACUUGGAGCACAGCGCUACUCCCGUACUGGAAGCAGCAGCUCCCUCUAUUGUCCCCUUAGGGGGCGGCGACCCAUCUGCACCUCCUCAGGAGGUAAAACAACCGUCCUCAGCCUCCCAGCAAGACGCUCCAAAAGCGUUCAUCCCAGCCAGCGACAGCUUCAUCAACAGCCUGGUGUCGGACCGCGACAGAACCUCCACAACGCAGCCGUCCAUCACCGAGAUGCCGCAGGAAGACGGCGUUGAGCUGCCUCCAGCUCCGGUGCUCCCCACCCUUCCGGCCACUGGGCACGACGUCCCCUUUAUGAACGUGGACCUAGAGGGGGCGGGGGCGGCUCGGAGCGCACAGGCAGCAGGGCGUUCACUGAGCGACGUCCUGGGAACCCUGGAGAACUCGCAGGGCAUCGGGGAAGAGGAUGGACCCGUGUGGGCGUGGGUGUCCGGCGGAGGAUGCGAUGUGGAUGCGAGCUCACGGAUCAGCUGGCUCAGUUCCACAGGUCCUCUCAGUAGUUCCCUGUCUCUGACUCCGGUGCAAUCUGCAGCCUGGAGCGAGCAGCCUCAAAAGCCGCAACAUCAAGAGAUCACUAGGAAACCUUUGGAGAGAAGCAACUCGGUGUGGGUGCGUAAAGGGGCAUUGCGCUGGUGGAGAGACUGGAAGCCACAACGCUGGGUGGAUGUAGGUGUUGCUCUUGAGCAAUCCACCAAGUCGGAUGGGAGGAAGGACAGCAUCUUCUUUGUCUAUUACACUCAAUAUGAUGAGAAAAAGUACCUUCAGGUGUUCAUAAACGAAGUGACGGCGCUGGUACCGGUUCUGCAAGACUGCCACUACACCUUUGCCGUGUACACAGCCGAAAGAACUAAACAAAGAUGGCCACUGAUACUGGCAGCGCCGUCGGGGAAGGAAAUGAACGACUGGCUGGACCUGUUGUCGGACUGUUGCUGUGAGUGGCGAGGGAUUGCUGGGGCUCCAACCAAACAGGCGCUGUGGUCCACCACCUCCAAGGGAGACAUCAUGGUACACGAGCCGCCCCUCUCUUUGGAGGCAGCGGCUCACCCUGUGGCCUGCGACCUUAUGUUUUGGCGCCAGAUCCCAGGCCACCUGCGCUGCAUAGAGUCUAACAGUCUGGGGCUGGUGUGGGGCAUCGGGUGGGACGGCACUGCCUGGGUCUACAGCGGGAGCUUUGGGCGACAGCCCAGCUCGGUCAACCCUGAGAUUCACUUACAGACUGAUGUCAGGAGUGUACAUGUGUAUGAGAAUCAGCGAUGGAACCCAAUGACUGGUUACACUGACAAAGGACUUCCUACCGAUCGCCCCAUGUGGAGUGAUGAGAGCGGCCUGAAGGAAUGCACCAAAGGCAGCACACACCCUCCGUCCCCUCAGUGGUCCUGGGUAUCGGAGUGGGCUGUGGAUUUCAGUGUUCCUGGAGGAACAGACAAAGAAGGCUGGCAGUAUGCUGCGGACUUUCCCACGACAUUUCAUGGCCACAAAACCAUGAAGGACUUUGUGAGGCGCCGAAGAUGGACGAGGAGGUGCAAGAUAACGGUGAGAGGUCCGUGGAAGAUGGUGCCGCCGAUCCAUCUCAGCGACAUCUCUCUGAUGCCGUGUCUCACCCAGAGCAAAAUGGAGCAGGUCCCCGUGUGGGCCCUCAGUGACAAAGGAGAUGUCCUGUGUCGGCUGGGCGUGAGUCCCCAGAACCCCGCGGGAAGCUCCUGGCUCCAUGUAGGCACAGAUCAGCCGUUUAAGUCUAUCUCCAUCGGAGGAGCCAAUCAGGUGUGGGCCAUCGCGAGGGACGGAGCCGUGUUCUACAGAGGAUCCGUGUCUCCACAAAACCCUGCAGGAGAAUGCUGGUACCACAUCCCCUCUCCUCCGAGGCAGAACCUCAGACAGCUGUCCGUCGGCCGGACUUCCGUGUUUGCCGUCGAUGACAACGGUAACCUGUGGUACAGACAGGGCCUCACGCCCAGCUACCCUCAGGGCUCUGCAUGGGAGCUCAUCUCUAACAACGUCACCAAGGUGUCUGUGGGACCGCUGGACCAGGUUUGGAUCAUCGCAGAAGGAGUUCCAGGCUUUCCUACUGAGACUCCUGGGUCCGUCUGCCACAGGCUGGGUGUGGGGCCCAUGGCACCCAAGGGCCUGUCCUGGGACUACGGCAUAGGGGGAGGAUGGGAGCACAUCAGUGUGAGGGGAAACUCCGCGGAGCCUCUUCGGGGGCCCGUCCCUCCUCCCGGCGGCCCCUCUCGUAGCCCCGCCCUCCAGCGGCCCGCGGCUCAAGUUAACGGGAGCGCCGUGUGCGUGUAGCGCCUCUACAGCCCCUCCUCAGCCACCCCGCCCUCUUUGUGCCUGGAAAAUCCGUUUGUUUCCUUGGACCUAUUCUUCAUUCCUUUCACGUAAAGGGGCUGCACAAUCACAAAACAGACGUUUUGACGAAGCAUUUCGGUCGGAUUUGUCCGAUGGAUGAAUGUUACAGCAGGGUUGAUUUGCACAAGAAGAAAUAUUUCAGUAUUCAGUGAAGAUGGAGGAAAGUAAGCUACAAUAAAAACUAAAAUAAUAUAGCUCUCUUGAUGUCUCUCAAGACUUUUUUUCAAAAAAAAAAAAAGGCAUAUGCAUGUUGAUCCUACCACUGGACUGAAGCAAUACCUGGAAUGCAUAUUUACAGCUUCCUGUGAAAACCUAAGAGGGUGAGAUUUUAUUUAAGGGCUACGCUUUGGUUUUUAACGAACGUCAGUGUAACCGGGUUUUUAAGUUUUACUCUCCUUUUGAUUGACUUACUCAUCAAAACUCUUGUUUGCAUUUCAUUUGAAAUUAUUCACUAUGCAUCGUUGGUAAUUUGUUUCCUUUAUCUUGUUCGGCUGUUUGUGGUUGCAGUGCUUACAGAUGGUGUUUUUUUUUACUAUACAUAUUGAAACAUCUCAGUCUUUACCAUCAGAUCAGUGGUCCCCAACCACCGGUCCGCGGUAAUAAAAAGGUUGGGGACCACUGCAUCAGAUAAUACCUCUCCACCCUUUUGCAAUAAGUACACGUUCCUGUUGAUACACACACCAAUUCAUAAAACAGCAACGACCGUGACUGUUAAGCGGCUGUUGGCGUCAUCACGACCGGCGGUGUUAUAAAGGGUAUUGAAAUGUGAAAUAAAGACUUAAAGUCCUGUUCUAUCA
Messenger RNA from Poecilia latipinna (sailfin molly), 3923 nucleotides. RefSeq names its product tectonin beta-propeller repeat-containing protein 1-like. Gene Ontology annotation, cellular component: autophagosome membrane; lysosomal membrane. Gene Ontology annotation, molecular function: phosphatidylinositol-3-phosphate binding. The transcript is spliced from 21 exons. Gene Ontology annotation, biological process: autophagosome maturation. NCBI's taxonomy places the organism in Eukaryota, Metazoa, Chordata, Actinopteri, Cyprinodontiformes, Poeciliidae. The record is from RefSeq and is a predicted model, not a curated record. Bases 16 to 3066 code for a protein of 1016 amino acids.